AUGAGCAAGCGACCUCCCCCAGAUCCGGUGGCGGUCCUCAGAGGCCACCGCGCUUCAGUCACCGAUGUCUGCUUCCAUCCCCUAAGGAACAUCUUAUUCACCGGCUCGGCCGACGGCGAACUCCGGAUUUGGGACACCUUACAGCACCGCACGGUUUCGUCGUCGUGGGUUCACAGCGCGGCUCACGGCAUAAUCAGCGUUGCUGCUGCUGGGGACAAAAAGGUAAUUACGCAGGGAAGGGAUGGGACUAUCAAGUGCUGGGACAUUGGAGAAAGCGGCUUGUCAAGAAACCCUCUCACCACCAUCAAAACCAACUCGUACCACUUUUGCAAGCUCUCGCUUUUAAACGGGCCCCACGCGAAAAUCCAGCUCUCGUCCGAGAACCAACGAGAAAGCGAGGUUUCAGGUUCAGAAGAUCGAACGAGCAAUAAUUACGUUGCCCUAGCCGGGGAAGAUUUGUCCGUGGUCGAGAUUUGGGAUGUCGAUAAUGCCGAAAGGCUCAUGAAAUUGCCUCAAAUCAAGAACUCAGGUAUGUGCAUGGCUGUUCAGGCUUUUUCGCCGCUGGGUAAUAAUAAUGCGAAUAUUGUGUCGGGCUAUGAGGAUGGAUCCAUGGCUUUGUGGGAUGUGAGGAAUACGGGCCGGGCUUUGACAUUCGUGAAGUUCCAUACUGAGCCCAUUAUGAGCCUUUGUGUCGAUAGUUCUUGCCGUGGUGGAGUUUCGGGUUCUGCUGAUGAUAAGAUUGUGAUAUUUACGAUUGAUCCUUGUGCUGGGUUGUGUUUGGUGAAGAAAGAGAUUGUUUUGGAGAGGCCUGGUUUAGCGGGGACUUCAAUUCGGGCCGAUGGUAAGAUUUUUGCGACAGCUGGGUGGGACCACAGGUUAAGGGUGUACGAUUACCGCAGAGGAAAUGCUCUGGCUGUGUUGAAGUAUCAUCACAGGACGUGCAAUGCUGUUUCGUUUUCGGAUGAUUGUAAACUUAUGGCGUCGUCUUCGGAAGACGCUACAGUGGCGUUAUGGGAAAUUUAUCCGCCGAAAAGCUGA
Striga asiatica is the source of this 1038-nucleotide messenger RNA. Lineage: Eukaryota; Viridiplantae; Streptophyta; Magnoliopsida; Lamiales; Orobanchaceae. The record is from the annotation of a GenBank genome assembly.